Messenger RNA from Papilio xuthus (Asian swallowtail), 1615 nucleotides. It is a transcript of the gene Pdxk, whose product is annotated as pyridoxal kinase. Lineage: Eukaryota; Metazoa; Arthropoda; Insecta; Lepidoptera; Papilionidae. The coding region runs from base 334 to 1230 and encodes 298 amino acids. The transcript has 5 exons. Gene Ontology annotation, biological process: pyridoxal 5'-phosphate salvage. Gene Ontology annotation, molecular function: pyridoxal kinase activity. Gene Ontology annotation, cellular component: cytosol. The record is from RefSeq and is a predicted model, not a curated record.
AACAGUUGUCAAUAUUGUUCGUACUGUGGAAGACGUGAUCUCAGUGAUUUGUUGUCUUAAUUCUUUAGAUUAAUUAUAUUUUACUAAAGUUUAAGUUAUUUUAUUGUAAAUAACUCUAGACAUUCGUAUAGUAUGUUAUAGCACUCAAUGUAAAGCACUUGCAUUGACCGCGAUACUAAAUAUCAUUUUCCUUGAUAUUUGAAUACUGAUUAGUAAUUAAAUUGUACAAAGAACUACUUUUAUGAACCUCUUACUAUCGGUGUUGUUAGGUUAACUGUAGCUAAUUAAAUUGAUUCCUUGUUUUUGUUUAAAUUAAUCGUAAUAAAACUCGCAAUGCUUACCGACUCCACCCCAAGGGUGCUCUCAAUCCAGAGCCAUGUUGUACAUGGUUAUGUUGGAAACAAAAGUGCAGUGUUUCCAUUGCAAGUUUUGGGGUUUGAAGUUGACUCAAUAAAUACAGUUCAAUUUUCAACCCAUACUGCUUAUAAACAUAUUAAAGGGAAUGUGUUGAAGAAUGAAGAGAUGGAAGAACUAGUACAAGGAUUAAUGUUAAAUGAAGUUGACUACUACACUCAUUUCUUAACUGGAUACUCAAGAUCUCCGGACUCUUUAAAACAAAUUGCUGGAAUUAUUAAAAAAUUGAGAGAGAAAAAUCCUGACCUAAUUUAUGUAUGUGAUCCAGUGAUGGGUGAUAAUGGUAAGAUGUACGUACCAGAAGACAUUCUUCCAGUGUACAGAGACGUUGUUGUACCACUGGCUGAUAUCAUAACGCCUAAUCAAUACGAGGCUGAACUGAUAACUGGCAUGAAGGUCAAUGACCUGAAUGACGCAUUAAAAGUGAUACGUGCCCUUCACGACAAGGGUAUUAAGACGGUCGUGUUAUCCAGUACGGAAUUAGGUGAUGAGAAGAAUAUGAUCGGUAUCGCUAGCACUCAAGGUUCGUGCUAUAAGAUUGAGAUACCCCGCGUAGACGCUACAUACACGGGCACGGGCGAUCUGUUCGCGGCGCUCUUCCUAGCCUGGGCGCAUCGGACACAAAAUGACAUCAAACUGACGCUGGAAAAGACCAUCGCAACGCUGCAGACCAUCGUAAAAGACACAUACGAUAAGGCGAGAGAGAAACAACCGACAGGAAAAAUUCCUCCAGCACUGAUUGAAUUGCGACUUAUUCAAAACAAGGCCGUUAUAGAAGACCCUGUUAUUACUAUGAAGGCUGUUAAGAUUGCUUAAAUAUUUUUAUUGUUGUAGUUAUAUUAAAAUACAGUCAAACCAGGAUAAGGGAGGGUCAUAGUCGUGUUCUGGCGGACGACCUCCAUAAGCGAGACGAAUAAUGCGGUUCCUUGGACUCUCCCUUAUCAAGGUUUGACUGUAAUUAUUGAUGGCAAAUAAUUUUGUUUUACUCUAGAUUUUGACUGCAGUGACAGGUAAUUGUCCAAGUUUUGUCAGAUUAAAACAAAUGUUACCGCAAUGGAAUACUACAUUUACGUUGAACAUAAGCAUAAUAUGUUUUAUUUAGUUUUGACGAAUAAUUUUAGGCAAGUUAAACGCUUUAAAAUUUAUUGAAAUUGAUUUAUUUAAAUUAUUUUGACAUGUGACUACUAUUGGAAUAUAGUUA